UAUAAUUUAUAUCUGCAACGACAAGUCGGCAACCAACCGUGAACGAGCAAAACAGGCUCACAUGGCUACAAAGCUCUCCGUAUACUCUCUCUCUCUGCUUCCAUCUCCUUUUGUUGACUCAUCGUCUCUCUCCCUCCCUCGCUUCCCCUCUCCCAUUGUUCCCUCUCUGCCCCUUCAUUUCGCCACUCGGUGUACCUUUCGCGCCAGAUUUCCCCUGACCACCUCCCGGAUUUCUCGCCGGAGCCUAACGCCAUCCCUCGCCGUUAUGUUUCCGGAUAAUCCGGUUCUAUCAGAUGUCUGCGCCUCUGGAAUCACUACCGUCAUCGCCUUUGCCUGCCUCCGCUUCUGGGGGGAGUUCGGCAAGCGCGGCAUCUUCGACCAGAAACUCGUCCGGAAGCUUGUGCAUGUAAGCGUCGGGCCAGUUUUUAUGCUUUGCUGGCCACUCUUCAGCUCUGGACUUCGCGGGGCAGUUUUAGCUUCUCUUGUCCCUGGAGGUAAUAUUAUACGGACGCUGCUACUGGGUCUUGGAGUAUACCACGAUGAAGGAACGAUCAAGUCAAUGAGCAGAUAUGGUGACCGCAGGGAACUGCUUAAGGGGCCACUCUAUUAUGCAUUAGCAAUCACUUUAUCUUGCGCAUUCUAUUGGAGGACAUCCCCAAUUGCGAUUGCAGUGAUAUGCAACCUUUGUGCAGGAGAUGGUAUGGCUGACAUUGUGGGAAGGAGGCUUGGAACUGAGAAGCUUCCUUACAACAGAAACAAAUCGGUAGCUGGUAGCAUUGCGAUGGCAGCAGCAGGGUUUUUAGCUUCGGUUGGGUACAUGUACUACUUUGCUUCCUUCGGCUACAUAGAGGAUAGCGGAGGAAUGAUCCUUCGUUUCUUGAUAGUAUCGACUGUGGCGGCUUUAGUAGAAUCAAUCCCCAUAAGCUCGGAGAUAGACGAUAACCUCACCGUUCCCUUAACAUCUGCCUUGGUGGGCACCCUCGUCUUCUAGUGUUGUUGCCUUCUGUCCCUUCAUAAAAUCCCGCCUGGUUCAAUUCGAUAAGGCGAAUGUAUUUUUGUGAAAUCCCUGUUGUUGUUGUUGUUGUAUUAGGAAAAAAAUGUUGGCAUUGUAACAAUGCACUUGCUUUGAGAGUGUUAGGAACUGAAUAAUGGAUGGACGUUGUGGGAAAGCGGGCUGGUCCUCUUGAUUAAAGGCACCACACCACCAAAGUUUAUGCUUUUGCCUUUAAUUCUUGACUAGAGUGAUUGUAUGAGUUUUUUUUUUAAUUCAAUUUGUUUCGCUGGAUAUUUGAUA
Tarenaya hassleriana is the source of this 1294-nucleotide messenger RNA. Its product is annotated as farnesol kinase, chloroplastic-like. Bases 62 to 991 code for a protein of 309 amino acids. The record is from RefSeq and is a predicted model, not a curated record. Gene Ontology annotation, molecular function: kinase activity. NCBI's taxonomy places the organism in Eukaryota, Viridiplantae, Streptophyta, Magnoliopsida, Brassicales, Cleomaceae. The transcript is spliced from 6 exons.